GCACGGACAUACCGAUAGAACAGUGAAACCGGGACACAGUGCGCUAUCUGCAUCGGGCUGACCCUGACGGAGACGGCGCGGCAGGGCUCGAUAGCAAUCCUUUAUAUAGCCGCUGCGAGAGGCGCUGCAGCCGAGGCGUGCGCGCAGGGCCUAUUACACGUCUGCGGUACACGCUGCCUCUGUCUACCCCCACUCUUUCUUCCCGCCCUUUCUCUCCCGAAGGCCCGUGGGGCUGGUCGACGAGGCGUACUGUUAUACUUAGCCCUUCUGCUGUGAUUCGGUGGCAGUUACGUCGAUGUCUACGAGCGGUAGUUCCCAACAUGGACCGCCUUCGGUGCGCUUCGUUCCUUCAGGGCAGCACGUCCGUAGGCCCUCUCGCCCGCAGUCGCAGUUGGAGACCCUUGUCGAGCGAGAGUCGGAAAACGCGGCGGCUGUGGUGGUAGCAGCACCCAAACCGGCUGUACAUGUUCCUCGGGCACGGCCAACGAGCAUGAUCAUGGCGACACAAACACAGAGCCACAUGCCCAGAAGUAUCUUCCCAGAAGUGCCCGCUUCACGUCGCGCAUCGACAAUGCCUCCAUCGGCUGCUACGUUCCACACCACCGUACCGAACCCGCACGUAUCUGCGCGCCACCCGAUGGCGCGUCGACAUACCACCUACCUCGCGCCCUCUCCUGUCGCUGGUCCGCGUCGCGAAGCGCGUCAGCUUCGCUCUUCGCCUCUUGCAGGCCCCUCCCUUGCCCUCUCCGACGAUGGUAUCCUUACCGGCUCAGACGAAAGCGCAGGCCAGGAACGAAGGUUCAAGCCUAGCCGAAUAAGCUCCACGCCCGACGUCUCGACUAGCACUCUUAUGAAUCUAGAAGAACGUGUCGCUGCCAGCGCUCCGUCUUCUCCAGCAGGGACGUUGCGAGGGGCUCCGCCUCCAGACCUGAUGUCAGAGACAUCGCAGCACGAACCGGAAGAUAUGCCAACGCCGCCGUCACCUGCGCGUACCUCAUCCGUCCGCCGCCUGUCCCUCGGCCUCAAACGUCUUUCAGCACUUCCGGGGAUGCCAAGGCUGUCCGCGUCCGGCGAUGCUACUCCAACUUCGCCGAGCGUGAGCCUCUCACGCGUGCGUUCCCAGACGGGCUCAGACUCAACUUCGAAGAGCGGAAGCGGAGUGCCUCCAGUGCCUCCAAUGCCUCCAGUACCUUCGAUUCCUGUCUGGGCGAAGCCUUCCUACAUACCAGAAGCCGUUACGUCCAAGUCUGCAGUAAAUGCCGCUGCUCCGACUAGGACUGUCCUCCGUCGUCCGGUUACAGCCCCCUCUCCGACCUCUCUUACGCCCGGCUCUCUAUCUCGACGCUCUUCAAAACACGGCUCCCACGAAACGCUCUCGCUACCAGAUUCGGGUGAAGCUUCUCCCCCGAUUCCGAGCACGUCACGUAACCCCGAGUUGAACUGGCUCUCGACUGCGGCGCCGCCCAAGUUCUCCCGGCUGAGUCUCAAGAGUGAAGGUGUCGUGCUGCCCCUCACGGCGAAAGAAGUCCGCCGGCGCUCCACCAUUCGCGUAUCGUCCAUCGAUGGCGCAGACGCACGGAGCAUAACCGGCACCCUCCGCAGCAUGUGUAGCCAGGCGAGUCUCCAAAGCCUCGCUGCAUCCACCGAGGCCGCCGCCGAAGUCGAUGACGUCCAGCCGCCCAGACCCGCGUUUUUUCGGAAGGCAAGCUCGUCGAGCUCGUCUGUCGCGUCGACGGCAUCUGUUGAGUCGGACGAGCAGACCACCCCGAGCUUGAGUCGGGCCUCGAGCUCGUCUGGCGCGUCGAUCGAGGAGAUGCGCACUCCCCGCGUGCCGGACCAGGACGAGUUCGGCGCGCUCGCUUCCAACGGUGCUGGCAAGGACAAAGGCACGGCGGGUGUCGAGCUGCGCGUGAACGACGUGACAGUCGAGAUCAUCGGCCUCAGCGAGAAGACGGAGCGCGUGCGCACGCAGGAGGUGCGCAUCGGUGCUGACGCAAAACCCGUCAAGAACGCGGAGAAGGCGAAGUGGCCCGCGCCCGAGCGACGCGGCACGCUGAAGCGGAUGUGGAAGAAGCUCACCGGGGGUGGCAAAGGAUGAACUCCCCGACGAACACUACGCGCUCUCGCAGGUCAGAGCGUCAUGACUAGACUCUUUUCUUUCUUGUGAACUUUGGACUUUCGCCAUGGGGCCUGUUGCCGAUUUUUGAGGCUUUAGAGAACCUUGAUAUUAUUCGCGCGCUGUGCCUCCUCUUCUUUCGCCCGCGCUGUGUUUGCAGACUAACUACCGCAUUUUUCUUCCUCGCACUUCCUGUCCCCCCUCUUGCAUUUGCACGAACCAUUCUUCAUGGACUGUAUUACUAUACCACCACAUACCUGUCCUCCAAUCUCUCUCCACAUUUUUCCAUCUUUGCGCAUCUCACCGCACGAGCCUCGACGUCGCAUUCAACGAGCUUCGGUUGCAGUACAUAGAAAAUAUGCGUAUAUUAAUAGUCUAUCCCCG
Messenger RNA from Phanerochaete carnosa HHB-10118-sp, 2500 nucleotides. RefSeq lists its product as uncharacterized. NCBI's taxonomy places the organism in Eukaryota, Fungi, Basidiomycota, Agaricomycetes, Polyporales, Phanerochaetaceae. The record is from RefSeq and is a predicted model, not a curated record. The coding region runs from base 572 to 2098 and encodes 508 amino acids. The transcript is spliced from 3 exons.